Durusdinium trenchii is the source of this 927-nucleotide messenger RNA. The record is from the annotation of a GenBank genome assembly. NCBI's taxonomy places the organism in Eukaryota, Dinophyceae, Suessiales, Symbiodiniaceae.
AGCAUGACCUUCGGCUCAAGGGGGGGAUUGGAACGCUCCGUCGAACCACGGACAAACACCUCGAAGGACCGCCUUUGACACUGACCUGACCCCACUCGACGAGAUGGUCUUCCGCCGCUUUCGUGGACAAGCGUCCGGGCCCAGCCCGGAAGCUUCGCUGAUGACCCGAGUGAAGAUGCAUGAAGAGGAUGGCUGGGCCGAAGUGGGCGACGUGAAACAACAGCGUGCCGGUACAGGGGCCACCACCGAUGAGGAAGCCUUCGAGCUAGACGAGGCGGAAGAGAUUUGGGAUUGGGCCUUGGAGGGUGAUUCCAGCGAGGGCAGCGUCCACCAAUGGGUCUUAGAUGACUUCCUGGUCAGUGGCGAUCCACCUGUGGCGAUCGCCUCCGCCCCGGAGGUGGUGGAGACCCCUCAGAAGGAGCUGGAGACCACCGAGAUCGAGAUGACUCCCGAUGUGUCCCCCGAACCACCUGAAGAACAUGGCUAUCGCUGCCGUGGCUGCAACGCGUGCAUUUUCCAUGGCUCUGACAUUUUGUCUUCCAACUACCAAGCAAUGACAGGGCCAGGGUACUUGAUCGAUGCGACUCAGAAUACCACGGCAGCCACUGACACUCAGACAGUCGUUUACACCACGGGGUCCUAUGUGAUCCGCGAAGUCUCCUGCGAGUUCUGUGACAACAAGCUGGGUGUGACCUACGUGGUCGCGCCGGACGCGCGGAACGAGUACAAGGUGGGCAAGUUCCUUCUGGGCGCUGACCGAUUGGUCCUGCCGCCCGGGGUCACGCAUCCGAAGGUCAAAUGAACUAAAUCCGUGAGCACGACCGUCGGCGAAAACUCGUGAACAGCAGACCGACGAGAUCUUCGUGACCAGUCGUUAUUAAAGCACUGGAUGUGGGUCAGUGCACUCUGGCACCCCGGGGACCAGAG